AUGGCAACAUUUGGGAAACUUGUCAGGUUCAAAGACAGAGCCGGCACUGCGUUCUACGGAGAGGCGGAAGGGCUGCCAUCAAUUAACAAACAAGGACUCAUAGGCUCCUUCGUCCCUGUAUACGCAAGCGAGAGCCCGUGGGAUCCCAACUUCAGGCUUACUUCAGAGACCAAGAGGAUUGCCGAGGUGCUACCGCCUCUUUCUCAUGUGCCUGUCUUCUACUGUGUUGGAAUGAACUACAAGACACAUGCUCGGGAAGCUGGUGUAAAUGCCCUUGCUGGACCUUUUGAUACCAUUCCAAUCCACCCAGAAUGCCAACAGAUGGACUACGAGGUGGAACUGACGGUAGUGAUCGGAAAAGACUGCAAGAACGUCUCGGAAGAUGAAAAUCCGUUUGAUUACAUUCUGGGAUACACCGUCGGGAAUGAUAUCUCGUCCAGAUGGUGGCAGGUUCCCGAGAGAAGCAAUGGCCAGCCAGCCGCGGCAAAAUCUUUUGAUAAAUUCGCGCCACUCGGCCCUGUCAUUACGUCCAAAAGGCUCAUCCCAGACCCAACACAGUUGCGUGUGAGCACACGUGUCAACGGCGAUCAGAGGCAAUAUUCGGAGACUGAUGACUGGAUCUUCGAUCUUGGCCUACUCAUUAGACAUCUCAGCCGAGGGACGACGUUGCGCAAAGGGUCCGUCAUCAUGACAGGCACACCCAGCGGCGUUGGGUACUUUAUGAAGCCUCAGACAUGGCUCAGGCAUGGCGACAUUCUCGAAACGGAAAUCGACGGCAUUGGUACUAUGCAGAACCGCAUCGCUUUUGAAGCGAACAGUGCUUAA
Molecule: messenger RNA, 825 nt
Organism: Ilyonectria robusta
Lineage: Eukaryota; Fungi; Ascomycota; Sordariomycetes; Hypocreales; Nectriaceae
Product: fumarylacetoacetate hydrolase family protein
Exons: 4
Coding region: 1-825 (274 amino acids)
Molecular function (GO): catalytic activity
Source: RefSeq, a predicted model, not a curated record